Achroia grisella is the source of this 612-nucleotide messenger RNA. RefSeq lists its product as uncharacterized. The coding region runs from base 1 to 612 and encodes 203 amino acids. The transcript has 2 exons. NCBI's taxonomy places the organism in Eukaryota, Metazoa, Arthropoda, Insecta, Lepidoptera, Pyralidae. The record is from RefSeq and is a predicted model, not a curated record.
AUGGAAAAAAGUAUGGAUUUACUAUUUUCAAAAUUAGAGGAGAAACUUAAUCUACAAGCUACAGUAAUAUCUAAUGAAGUUACAAAAAAUAUAAUGCAAGCCUUAGAUGAGAAGAUGAAAUCACUUAUAUGGAUACAUUUGGAAAGCCAAGAGAUAGCAAAUUUAUAUAGAAUUGGUCGCCCUUCAAACAAAAAUCGACCAGUAGUGGUGUCCUUUACAACAAAAUGGAAAAAACACCUUGUGCAACAAAACAAGACUAACCUUCCGCAAGGCAUCUAUCUUAAAGAAGACUAUUCCAGAGAGGUACUCGUGACCAGAAAGGAACUUCAACCGAAACUGGAGGAGGAAAGAAAGAAGGGAAACAUAGCUUACUUAAAGUACGACAAGCUGAUAGUAAAGAAAGCAAAUGAAAAUAAUCGUGAGAAGAGGAAAAGAGAUAAAUCAGAAUCACCAGUUACAAAAAAUUACACAAAGAAGCAGCUGACUAACAGCAGUCCAAACUCAACCAUCAUGUCAUCUGUAAAUGUUGCAAAAGAAAUACUAAAACCAAAUAUACUAAAUUAUAUGGCACGUGGAAGAUCUUAUUCCUUAUCAGAAUCAUCAAAAAACUAA